GUCCAAAUCAUGAAAUGACCUUGUAGCCCCUCGUCGGUGAGUGGAAUCAGCUGAUUUCGAAGCUUGAUUAUUAUCGGCGAUUUGUAAAAGUCACGAACAAGAUUUUAUCUCGGUCUCUCAUAUCAACAGAAUUUCGUAAGGAAAGGAGCGGAAAAAAAUCGGAAAAUGAGAUUCCAACUUAUGAAGUUGGAGUUUACUGACGUGUACGGAAGAUGUGCAGAGUACGUGUCGUCGACGGAAGAUGCUGUCACUGUAUGAGCGGAAUUAUGUGCGGUGCUCGUGGCUAAUAGAGGACUCACUUAAACUCUUCGUGUGCGCAAACAAGGUGUCGGUGAAUAUGACACGAACGAUCGCGACUUGAUACUCGCGAUACGACGGCUAAAUGAUCGCAAGAGUAUUCAUGUGCCGAAAUUUACGCGACGCACAGGUUAUCAUGGGAUCUCGGUAAACAAAUAGAUACUAUUAACUCACACGCAAGAGGACAAAAGUAAUUCGGAGACACCAGCCAGGAUCUACAGGAGCCAGCAAAAUGAGACCGCUACUUAAAGUGUUAUAUUCACUCUGUUGGAGCAACGUUUACUUGAUCAUGGGCAUAUGCAUGGGUCUGAGUUUCAGUCUGUUGCUGGUACCGAUUGACAUUGACAAGCAACACGACAUAGCGGAGUCUUUCGACCACUCCUCUAAUACCCUGGAGGACGUGGACCCCUAUGAGCCGCGGAUAAACACCGACGGUAAACCGCAACAGGCGCCGAAGGCGCGGAAGGCGUUCGUUCGGCCGCGAUAUUACUCGACGGAGCUCGGUAUCAGAGAGAAAUUAUUCGUGGGCGUUAUAACGAGCCGGGAACACCUGCACAGCAGGGAUGUGGCGUUGAACAAAACGGUCGCUCACAUAGUGGAUAAAAUUCGCUAUUUCAUCUCCAUACCGGAAGGCACCAAGCCGAACGUCUCGUUCCCCGGUAUAGUGGGAUUCACCGACACGAGAAACGUCCUGAAACCCUUCCAUGCUAUGAAGUACAUCAUCGACAAUUAUCUGGAGAACUACGACUACUACUUUUUAGUUAAGGAUGUGAGUUACGUUAAUGCGAGGGGUCUGGCCGAAUUCGUGAAUAAGAUAAGCGUGAGCCAAAACGUUCACGCAGGCGUCCUGAGCGAAAUCGAGAAUUACUGUUCCUUAGAGCCCGGCGUUCUGCUGAGCAACUCGGUUAUACAGGAGAUAAAGAAUAAUUUGGACUGGUGCGUGAAGAACGCGUAUUCGGACUCGGAUGACGUUAACGUUGGCCGCUGCAUCCUCCACUCCACGUCGAUGCCGUGCACCGAUCGCGUGCAAGGGCAGGACUUCAAGUUCACGCGCUUGAAGCCUGCGUUUCACUUCAAACGGGAUUUCGCUGAGUUGGCCGAGCGAAGUGAUUUCCGAAAUUCGCUGUCCGUGUACCCUAUUCACGAUCACAUGCUCGUUUACAAAUUUAACAUGUACUUCGCUGCGAUCAACUGCAUGAAGGUGCACAAGCUGAUCGGCGACAUACGAAAGGUGAUCUCGGAGACGGCGCAUCUGGGCCCGCCGAACCAGCGCAACGUGUCAUGGCCCAUCGGCAAUCAGCCAGGUAACCGGCCAUCGGGACGUUUCGACGUGCUGCGCUGGUCAUACUUCAACGAAUCUCACGCGUUCUUCGAGACCGACUUCGUCAAUAUCCAAGAGUUGCGCGGCAACACCAAGUCCGACCUUGACUAUGUGAUCGACGCAGCUGCGAACAAUAUUAUCAGCAAGCACGACGACAAGCUGAGCUACAAGAGGCUGCUGAACGGCUAUCAGAAAUUCGACGCGUCCAGGGGGAUGGAUUACAUACUCGACAUCGCGUUCAACGAGGUGGCCACGGGCAAAGAGGUCAGGAAGCGGAUCGAAGUGUGCAAGCCGCUGGGCAAAGUGGAAAUUAUACCCGUGCCGUACGUGACCGAGAACACGAGGAUCAACGUGGUCGUUCUAAUCGAUCUGGAGAAGAAGCAGGACGCGUUGAAUUUCAUGGAGCAUUACGCGCAAGAUUGCAUGGAGAAGAAGUACAAGACCUUCCUCAUGGUGGUGCUGUUAUACAAUUUCAACUCGCAAUCGAAGGGCAAAGGCGACGUCUUCUACGAAGUGAAGAAGAACAUAUUGGCGCUGAACGAGAAGUACAAGAAGGAUCAGUCUAGGAUCACGUGGCUCUCGAUACGAUUGCCGAGCAACGUGACUUCCGUCGACUUCGAUCCGAUGAUGAAGAUCGCCGUGACCGACUUGUGCGCGAAGAAAUUCUCACCGGAGAGUCUGGUUCUGCUCGCGGAAACGGGAGCGAAGCUGAAGAUGGAUUAUUUAAACCGAGUUCGCAUGAACACUAUCAGCCGUUAUCAGAUCUUCAGCCCGAUCCCGUUCAUCGAGUAUCAUCCCGAUAUAAUCUACACGGACGAAGUGGCUCACGACGAGGUGGACGUCAACAGCAACUACGGCAAAUACGACGAGCAGAACUACAACAAUAUCGCGUUUUACAUCAAGGAUUACAACGCAAUGCGGCAGACGGUUGAAGCCAACAUCCCGUUGACGCGAUCCGACAAGGAUAUAGCGACUCUGCUGAAAUUCUCGAAACACAGUCCCGUAACCUCUUUAUUUGAGAUGUACGUGUCCUUCAGCGAUAUGCAUGUGUUCCGCGCGAUCGAGCCGACGCUGAAGAUCAAGUACAAAGAUGUCAACUGUGAGGACGAUUUCAACGACAGUAUUUAUAAGAGCUGCCUUAGACUAAAAAAUAGUCACUUGGGUAAACGCAGCCAGCUGGCUAGACUAAUAUUAGAUUAUCAAAACUACCACACGUGAUGGAAACAGAAGUCGCAGUAUUAAAUCGAUAUAUAUAUAUAUAUAUAUAUACGUGAAUUGUAAUAGCAUUGUUGAAAAAUU
Molecule: messenger RNA, 2917 nt
Organism: Dinoponera quadriceps
Lineage: Eukaryota; Metazoa; Arthropoda; Insecta; Hymenoptera; Formicidae
Gene: Chpf
Product: chondroitin sulfate synthase 2
Exons: 7
Coding region: 530-2836 (768 amino acids)
Cellular component (GO): Golgi cisterna membrane
Molecular function (GO): glucuronosyl-N-acetylgalactosaminyl-proteoglycan 4-beta-N-acetylgalactosaminyltransferase activity
Source: RefSeq, a predicted model, not a curated record